AUGUCUGAAGAUCAUUCUCAAACAGAAGAUACUACCAUUCAUAACACAUCAAAACCCAUAUGGGAGAGCAGGGCUACGUCUCCAAUAAUCGAGCGUAUACUAACAGCCAAGUUCAAGUUAAAAUUGAAAUAUGGAGAAAAAUCCCUUAUUGUGCUUGAUUCUGAUGAAAAGUUCAUGGCUAUGCUUGGCAUGUAUGGAAGCGAGAAACAAGUAACCAUUUAUGUGACAACAGAGAAUAACCUCGGCUCCAAUAAUCAUACUAACCAUUUGUGUGCCAACAGAGAUGAACCACACGAUGAGUAUGAUGCAGACCUUUGUCCUACGGAAGAAAGCUAUCAUAGUCAUCUCAGUUCUGAUAAUGAAGAUGAUAUAAUGAAUGAUGAUGAUGUAGUUUACUCAUCUACAUCUGAUGACAAUACCUCCGGACCUCCAUUCGUCUUCUCCUUCUCCUAUCUUAAGUCGCUGCCACGUGAGGCUUCACCCGCUACUUCGCAAACUAGAGCGCCACCCCUGUCACAUUUUCCUCAGCCGCCAGUGUGGGCUUCGUGUGGGGGAUUGCGUCCAUUAGGGGGGGUCGGGAAUAGGCGACUGGAGCUUCCGCCACUGUUGGGGACUCGAUACCGCCGAGAAGCCUCCAGCGCCGCUGUAGCGCUGCCGAUAACACCACUGCCACCACCGUCGGUCAAGAACGACGUUGCUGCCGUUCGAUGA
Messenger RNA from Lactuca virosa, 711 nucleotides. NCBI's taxonomy places the organism in Eukaryota, Viridiplantae, Streptophyta, Magnoliopsida, Asterales, Asteraceae. The record is from the annotation of a GenBank genome assembly.